CUAUUGAGUGUUAAGACUCAGUCGCUGUCAUUGCUGUAUCUCAGAAAGCUGUAGUCUCUAAUCUAUCACAGCAUGAACUGGCUUUAUAUCCUUUUAUUGGCCCUUUGGUCAGCUUUCAAUUUGUCUGAUGCAGUGUACUGGAAUUAUCCUACAACACCAGCACCAACAACAUCUUCAAGUCUUUGCUGGUACUGGUACAACAGACCAUGUAACUGGGCCACUACUCAAACACCAUACAGGAGGAAUGUGUAUUACCAGACGCAGACUCAAGCCCCCUCUUGGAGGAAACCGUAUUACUAUGCAACAACUCAACGCCCCUACAGGAGGAAUGUGUAUUACCGGACGCAGACUCAAGCCCCCUCUUGGAGGAAACCGUAUUACUAUGCAACAACACCAUUUUGGCGCAUUCAGAAUGGACAUCAUUCAGACGUCCCAGUGCCAAGUAUUACAGUAUUCAGGCAGACAGAGGACAGAGAGCGUGUGAUCGUCAUGUGUUCAUUUGGAAGGAGGCUCACUGAGAGCUCUUUCCAGCUGUCACUGAAGAGUGAAUACAACUAUGCCUUAAAGAACCCACGGUGCUUUUCAAAUGACGUGUGUGUGUUUGAUGUGAAAGUGAGUCCUCCGGUUUCCUUCACCUGCGUACACCAGAUUAAUUAUUUUGUGAACCGUCAGAGUGAGACCUACACAUACAGCCUGUCAGAUUUUGCUGCAGAUCCUCAUUGCUUGGAUCCUCAUUAUGAAGGAGCAUCUUCAUCCUACAUUGGCUUUUUCUCCUUCAUUGCUGUUGGUCUCUUCAUCAUGACUGCAGCAGUGACCGUUGCCACCAUUAAAAGCAAAGCGAAAGGUUCAGUGAAUACUGGGACAGAUAAUGACUAUACUGAUGUAUAAGAGGACGUCAGAGUUUCUGAAGAGAAAAGAAUGGACAACCAAUCAAUUGAUCAGUUCAGAUUGAUCAAAUGAAUUUCUGCAUGCUGAACUUUAAUACUCUUUCAAAAUCAUAAAAUUCUCUAAACAAAGUAAAAAUAAUAUAUAUAUAUAU
This is a messenger RNA of Cyprinus carpio (common carp), 1039 nucleotides long. RefSeq lists its product as uncharacterized. The transcript is spliced from 11 exons. NCBI's taxonomy places the organism in Eukaryota, Metazoa, Chordata, Actinopteri, Cypriniformes, Cyprinidae. Bases 73 to 888 code for a protein of 271 amino acids. The record is from RefSeq and is a predicted model, not a curated record. Gene Ontology annotation, molecular function: protein binding.